AUGUUGAUAUGCAGACGACAUUUCAACAUCGAGCUCAGGAAUCGCGGAUGCAGUUUACAAAAGCUCAUAGUAUACUACGUAGGUUACGUUGUCAAAAAACGCUAUUUAUACUCCUGCAGAGAAUUAGGAUUCAUUUUCGUAAGGGACACGGCCGAACAUACCAUCUCGGCCUGUCCCCACUGGACGCGACAACGUGCGGCUCUACGAGCCGCCAUCGGACUGGACUGCGGUCGCCACCUUCGCCGAGGAGGUGAUGGCUGCGAAGGAGGAAGACGAGCGCGGCAGAGAGAGGGAGGCGCUCGAAACCUCAAGACGAAGACGGAGGCGACGACGUACGGCCACCAACACCCUUGGUCGUGA
This is a messenger RNA of Danaus chrysippus (African queen), 360 nucleotides long. NCBI's taxonomy places the organism in Eukaryota, Metazoa, Arthropoda, Insecta, Lepidoptera, Nymphalidae. The record is from the annotation of a GenBank genome assembly.